Musa acuminata AAA Group (dessert banana) is the source of this 1503-nucleotide messenger RNA. RefSeq names its product dnaJ protein ERDJ3B-like. Gene Ontology annotation, biological process: protein folding. The transcript is spliced from 10 exons. Bases 142 to 1206 code for a protein of 354 amino acids. NCBI's taxonomy places the organism in Eukaryota, Viridiplantae, Streptophyta, Magnoliopsida, Zingiberales, Musaceae. The record is from RefSeq and is a predicted model, not a curated record.
AAAGAAAGCCGUUCCCACGCAGAGGUAGCGAUCCGGUCCGACCGGCAGACUCGAUUCCACCUCCGAACCCUAAAUUUCACCCCUCAUUUGUCGAUUCACAAUCCAAAAUCCUCGAUUGGGUCCUGCUUCUGAGGAAUCCAGAUGCUAAUCGCAGGUGCCUCAGAUCCCAUGGCGCCUUCUGUGAGGCGGGGGCUCCUCCUUUUCGUCUUCCUUCUGUCCCACGUUCUCUGCGUUCUCGGAGGGAAGAGCUAUUACGAUGUAUUGCAAGUUUCAAAGGGUGCUUCCGAUGAGCAGAUCAAGAGGGCUUACCGGAAGCUGGCUCUGAAGUACCAUCCGGAUAAGAACCAGGGAAAUGAGGAGGCCAACAAGAGAUUUGCAGAGAUCAACAAUGCAUAUGAAGUGCUCUCGGAUUCGGAGAAGAGGAAUAUAUAUGAUCGGUAUGGAGAAGAGGGCCUUAAGCAGCAUGCUGCUGGCGGUGGAAGAGGCCCAGGGAUGAACAUCCAAGACAUAUUUAAUGAAUUCUUUGGAACUGGUCACCAAGAAGACCAGGAGGAAUCAAUACCGAAAGGUGAUGAUGUAAUCAUUGAAUUGGACGCAACACUAGAAGAUUUAUACAUGGGAGGUUCAUUGAAGGUUUGGAGGGAAAAAAAUGUCAUAAAGCCAGCCCCAGGAAAAAGACGCUGUAACUGCAGAAACGAAGUAUAUCACAGGCAAAUUGCUCCAGGAAUGUUUCAGCAGAUGACAGAGCAAGUUUGUGAGCAAUGCCCAAAUGUGAAGUACGAGCGAGAAGGUUAUUUCAUUACAGUUGAUAUCGAGAAGGGGAUGCAAGAUGGGCAAGAUGUGCUAUUUUAUGAGGAUGGGGAACCUAAAAUCGAUGGAGAAGCUGGAGAUUUGAAGUUUAGAAUUCGAACAGCACCCCAUGAGCGCUUUAGAAGGGAAGGCAAUGAUUUGCAUACUACUGUGACCAUUUCACUGCUUCAAGCACUUGUGGGUUUUGAGAAAACUAUCGAACAUCUUGAUGAGCAUCCGUUGGAAAUAGGCACCAAGGGAAUUACUAAGCCUAAAGAGGUGAGGAAGUUUAAAGGCGAAGGAAUGCCACUGCACCUAAGUACAAAGAGGGGGGAUUUGUACGUCACUUUCGAAGUUUUGUUCCCCAAGUCUCUGACUGAAGACCAGAAGAACAAGAUAAAGUCUGUUCUUUCUUAAAGUCUAACAUUCUUGGCAUGAUAGAAACAUUACAAUACCCUUGUAUCACGAUGAACCCAUCCAAAUGGUUCUUGGAAGGGCUAUCAUUUGUAAUUUUGUUCGGUUCCCUGCUUCUCCUCGACUAUUUUUUCGACAGUGAGACGUAAGCUUAGAGAGGAAGACGAUCAUUUGAAAUGCUAUUUAAUCUCUCUGAUUCCUUGGCAACAAGGUAAACUAUCAAUCGGAUGAAGUGAUAGUUGAUGUAAUCUUCUAUUACUAGCAGGAAAUGAGCUUGGCUUUUUUUUUUUUGCAGCUUUA